Messenger RNA from Erigeron canadensis, 2048 nucleotides. RefSeq names its product renalase. Lineage: Eukaryota; Viridiplantae; Streptophyta; Magnoliopsida; Asterales; Asteraceae. The transcript has 11 exons. The record is from RefSeq and is a predicted model, not a curated record. The coding region runs from base 180 to 1643 and encodes 487 amino acids.
GAUAAACCCCUCAACGGGAAAUAUCUCUUGCACAAUCUUACCCAAAAUAAAAUAUCAUUUAUAUUCAUUUCUACAGUGAGCUCGGAGGAAAAGUGGCGGGGAAAAAAAAAGAAAGAAGAAAGAAAGAGAGGCGAUAUCUUAUCCAAAACCAAAACCUUUGGUAGCAAUUCAAAUCGACAAUGCCUAUUGCUACUAGCGGCUUUUCUUCUUCUUUCAUUCUACGCUUGUCGCCUUGGCCUUCACCCGCUGUCACGUCACAAACACAAACACAAAGAGUACUAAUACACCACCCAAUUUUAUCAUCAUCACCAUCUAUGGCUCCGGAUAACAACAACAAAAACAAGAAGAAGAAGACAAGUAAGUACGGAAGCUCCAGGAAGUCAGUAUUGAGAAAAACAUUGAAACAGGAACAAGUGAACUUCAAUGGCCCCAUUUCUGAUGACCCCGUUGUUGCCAUUAUUGGCGGUGGUAUGUCUGGUCUUCUAUGCGCUCUUCAGCUUCAAAAACGAGGACUUCGAUCCACUGUUUUUGAUACUGGAAUUCAUGGCCUUGGGGGAAGAAUGGGCACCAGAAUGAUUGAGCCGUCAAUUAUAUUUGACCAUGCAGCUCAAUUCUUCACAGUAAGUAACCCUCUCUUUGCUGAGUUAGUUGAUGAAUGGUCCCAGAAAGGUUUCGUUCGGCAGUCACUAGGUGUCAUUGGAGAGCUUGAAGCUGGUGGUGAUUUUUCCCCAUUUCCUUCUUCGCCUCCUAGAUAUAUAGCUAACAAUGGAAUGCGUUCACUUGCAGAUUCACUACUUUGUGAGAGUUCCAUGAUUGAGGUGGUACGACCUUGCUGGAUAAGUUCUCUUGAACCAUACAACGGGAUGUGGCACUUGAGUGAGAAUGGAAAACAUCGUGGACAUUUCGAUGCAAUUGUUAUUGCACAUAAUGGAAAAUGUGCUAACCGGUUACUUUCUUCAUCGGGAUUACCACUUAUUGCAAGACAGAUGAAGAGAUUAGAACUUAGCUCUAUAUGGGCUCUUCUUGCUGCAUUUGAGGAUCCUCUCCCUUUGCCGCCGAAAGCAGCUUCCAUUCCAUUUGAAGGAGCUUUUGUGAAUGGGAUAGAGUCUGUAUCCUGGAUGGGAAACAACACACAAAAACUAUAUGGCUCUCAUAAUGGAGGACCUCAUUGCUGGACGGUGUUCAGCACAGCUUCCUUUGGAAAGCGACAUAAAGUUCCACAGGAGAAUAUUCCUAGCGCCACUGCAGAGAAGGUGAAAGAAUUGAUGCUUGCAGGUGUUGAGACUGCCCUUGGAUUGCCGACUGCCUCACUUAAGAGACCAAUUUAUACCCGGGUACAACUGUGGGGUGCAGCGCUUCCUACAAAUACUCCAGGUAUUCCUUGCAUCUUUGAUCCUCUUGGAAGAGCUGGCAUCUGUGGCGAUUGGCUACUUGGUUCCAGUUUAGAGGCUGCAGCUAUUAGUGGAGUAUCCCUAGCAAAUCAUACUGCAGAUUAUCUAAAAAGUGGUGGAUCACGGCCAGAUGAGUUUGCUGUCGGCUUACACAAUGAUUUCCGACCGCUAGAAGGAUAUGAUAUCGGGCAAUUCCCGGGAAUAAAGUCCAAUAGCGCUAUAUGUGACGUUGAGGUUCAACUUGGAUAUUGAAUAAUCAUGUUUCCUUGCAGUGUCUAUAGUCUAUCAGCAUCUCUUCUUAUUGUGAUGUCAAGAAGCCUUUUAUGGUGACUUUUCAGGUCUAUAUAUGAUGGAAUAGAUCAUAAUAUAGGCCAGAGUUUUGAUACCCUGGAUGCCAAGUCAACCAUACAUGGUGUGGGUCUGUGGGAACAUGAAAGCAUUUCUUUGAGGAUUAAGGUGACUCUAUAGUCGAAAGCUGUUGCUGGGAAAUUAGUAGUUUGUGUUCUAUAGCUUGUUUACAAACCCUUCGUUGUAGUCAAGGGAGAUUAGAGCUUUUGUAAUCUAAUAGUCAUAGUACAUCAUCAGACAUGCAUAAUUGCAUAUAUAACUAAUAUUUUCUAGUGAAUUUUGAGGUAUAGAUGUGUAUAGUUGAAUGGA